Molecule: messenger RNA, 2520 nt
Organism: Dovyalis caffra
Lineage: Eukaryota; Viridiplantae; Streptophyta; Magnoliopsida; Malpighiales; Salicaceae
Source: the annotation of a GenBank genome assembly
AUGGCAAUGUCCUGCAAGGAUGGUAAGCAGCCUAUUAACAUGGACAAUGGCAAGUAUGUACGGUACACGCCUGAGCAGGUCGAAGCACUGGAAAGGCUAUAUCACGAUUGCCCCAAGCCCAGCUCCAUUCGCCGCCAGCAGCUUAUUAGGGAGUGCCCAAUUCUUUCCCACAUUGAGCCCAAACAAAUCAAAGUUUGGUUCCAAAAUAGAAGAUGCCGAGAGAAGCAGAGGAAAGAAGCGUCACGCCUCCAAGCGGUGAAUAGAAAGCUGACUGCAAUGAACAAGCUUCUGAUGGAAGAGAAUGACAGGUUGCAGAAGCAGGUGUCACAGCUGGUGUAUGAGAAUGGCUACUUUCGCCAACAUACCCAGAAUACAACGCUUGCAACCAAAGAUACAAGCUGUGAAUCAGUGGUGACGAGCGGUCAACACCACCUGACACCUCAGCAUCCGCCAAGGGAUGCUAGUCCUGCAGGGCUUUUGUCCAUUGCAGAAGAGACUUUAACAGAGUUUCUUUCGAAGGCCACUGGAACUGCUGUAGAGUGGGUCCAAAUGCCUGGAAUGAAGCCUGGUCCGGAUUCCAUUGGAAUCGUUGCUAUUUCUCAUGGUUGUACUGGUGUGGGGGCACGAGCUUGCGGCCUGGUGGGUCUUGAACCUACAAGGGUUGCAGAAAUCCUCAAGGAUCGGCUGUCGUGGUUUCGUGAUUGCCGAGCUGUGGAUGUGCUGAAUGUGCUGCCCACUGCUAAUGGUGGAACCAUUGAGCUGCUUUACAUGCAGCUCUAUGCGCCAACGACAUUGGCCCCUGGUCGUGACUUCUGGUUGUUGCGUUAUACUUCUGUUUUAGAAGAUGGAAGCCUUGUGGUUUGUGAGAGAUCUCUGAAAAAUACUCAAAAUGGUCCGAGCAUGCCACCAGUGCAGCAUUUUGUGAGAGCAGAAAUGCUCCCAAGCGGGUAUCUGGUACGACCUUGUGAAGGUGGUGGUUCCAUCAUACACAUAGUUGACCACAUGGAUUUGGAGCCUUGGAGUGUCCCUGAAGUAUUACGCCCACUUUAUGAAUCCUCAUCUGUACUUGCUCAAAAGACAACAGUGGCAGCUCUACGCCAGCUGAGACAGAUAGCUCAGGAAGCUUCUCAAUCUAAUGUGACUAACUGGGGCAGACGUCCUGCAGCUCUACGAGCGUUGAGCCAGAGGCUGAGCAGGGGUUUUAAUGAGGCUCUCAAUGGAUUUAGUGAUGAGGGAUGGUCAAUGAUUGGAAAUGAUGGCAUGGAUGAUGUUACUAUCCUUGUGAACUCAUCUCCUGAUAAGUUGUUGGGUUUAAAUCUUUCCUUCACUAAUGGGUUCCCAGCUGUCAGCAGUGCAGUCCUGUGUGCUAAAGCAUCAAUGCUUUUACAGAAUGUCCCCCCUGCAAUCCUUCUCAGGUUCUUGCGGGAGCAUAGGUCAGAAUGGGCAGAUAACAAUAUCGACGCCUAUGCGGCUGCAGCAGUUAAAGUCGGUCCUUGUAGUUUACAAGGGUCUCGAGUUGGAAGUUUUGGGGGUCAAGUUAUACUUCCACUGGCUCACACUGUUGAGCACGAAGAGUUCCUGGAAGUCAUAAAACUGGAAGGUGUUAGCCAUUCUCCUGAAGAUGCAAUGAUGCCCAGAGAUGUGUUUCUUUUGCAACUCUGCUGUGGAAUGGAUGAGAAUGCUGUUGGCACCUGUGCUGAACUUAUAUUUGCGCCAAUUGAUGCUACUUUUGCUGAUGAUGCACCCCUUUUGCCUUCUGGUUUUCGAAUCAUUCCCCUUGACUCUGGGAAGGAAGCCUCCAGUCCAAACCGUACCUUGGACCUUGCGUCUGCUCUUGAAGUUGGAGCAGCUGGAAACAGAGCAUCCAGUGAUUAUUCUGCUAAUUCUGGCUGCACAAGAUCUGUAAUGACAAUUGCAUUUGAAUUUGCAUUUGAGAGCCACAUGCAAGAACAUGUAGCAUCAAUGGCUCGGCAAUAUGUCCGCAGCAUUAUAUCCUCAGUUCAGAGGGUGGCAUUAGCACUAUCUCCUUCUAAUCUGGGUUCUCAGGCUGGCCUUCGUUCACCACUGGGUACUCCUGAAGCGCAGACACUUGCUCGCUGGAUCUGCCAGAGCUACAGGAGCUAUUUGGGCGUGGAACUACUCAAAUCCAACAGUGAAGGAAGUGAAUCCAUUCUGAAAACCUUGUGGCAUCAUUCAGACGCUAUCAUGUGCUGCUCACUGAAGGCGCUGCCAGUCUUCACGUUUGCAAACCAAGCAGGGCUUGACAUGCUUGAGACAACCUUGGUCGCAUUGCAAGACAUAACUUUGGAAAAGAUAUUUGAUGAUCAUGGAAGAAAAACUCUCUGCUCUGAAUUCCCACAGAUUAUGCAACAGGGUUUUACUUGUCUUCAAGGUGGUAUCUGUUUGUCAAGCAUGGGCAGACCAGUGUCAUAUGAGAGAGCUGUGGCCUGGAAAGUGUUGAAUGAAGAAGAAAAUGCGCAUUGCAUCUGCUUUAUGUUUAUAAACUGGUCUUUUGUCUGA